This is a messenger RNA of Dothidotthia symphoricarpi CBS 119687, 3370 nucleotides long. RefSeq names its product glycoside hydrolase family 3 protein. Lineage: Eukaryota; Fungi; Ascomycota; Dothideomycetes; Pleosporales; Dothidotthiaceae. Gene Ontology annotation, molecular function: beta-glucosidase activity. The record is from RefSeq and is a predicted model, not a curated record. The coding region runs from base 236 to 3178 and encodes 980 amino acids. The transcript is spliced from 2 exons. Gene Ontology annotation, biological process: glucan catabolic process.
GCAAGAUGCGCCACGCCCGCUCAUGUGCUGCGUCUACGCUUUGUUUUUCUGCGGUUACACAAGCAUCUGCUAUCUCUGAAGAUACAUAGCCGCCGUUUGACAGUGACGGACGCGCCGGAGCGAUUGCUCAAACCACGCCGCCAAACGGACCAUGCUGCUGGCAUACAAGUAGCGCUGGGAGCUCGCGCUGUUUCACGUCAACACAAGGCCAUCGAGCGUGUGCAUUUCCUUCGUCAUGGCCAACUACGAGUCGUACCAACUGCGUCGGGGCAAGUAUGCCCGCCUCGAUGCACCGGCAGACGACGACAUCGACACGCCCACGCGCACGCGCUUCUCCGACGACUCGCACGGCACCCUCGAGGACCUCGAGGAAUACGACCCCCUCGCCUUCGACCGCCGGCUGCAGCGUAAGAAGAGCGCCGGCGACCUCAAGAUCCGCAAAGCCUCCUUCAGAGCCCCCGAAGCCACGCGCACGAGGUCAUGGACGCCCGGCCGGUGGUGCUGCUGGCUGCUGACGUUUGUCACUGCCGUCGUCUUGCUGCUCGGCACGGGCGGCAUCUGGGCGUGGAAGGUGUCGGUGCCGCUUGACGGGCAGAGUCCGCCAUGGUACCCUACGCCCAAGGGAGGCGCGGAUCCGGCAUGGGAGGAGAGCUACAAGAAGGCUGCAGAGCUGGUGGCGCAGAUGACGCUGGUGGAGAAGGUCAACGUGACGACGGGCACAGGCUGGAGCAUGGACAUGUGUGUGGGCAACAACGGUGCGGUGCCCAGGCUGGGGUUCCCGCAGCUGUGUCUGCAGGAUGGACCUCUAGGCAUUCGCUUUGCAGACAACAUCACCGCGUUUCCCGCUGGAAUCACCGUUGGCGCGACGUGGAACAAGGAGCUGAUGUACCAGCGCGGCAAGGCACAUGGGAAAGAGGCGCGACUGAAGGGCGUCAACGUGUUGCUCGGCCCUGCCAUGGGCCCUUUUGGAAGAAUGCCUGCAGGUGGCCGGAACUGGGAGGGUUUCGGCAGCGAUCCAGUACUUCAAGGCAUUGCAGCUGCACAGACAAUAAAGGGUAUCCAAGACGAGGGUGUCAUGGCUACGGCAAAGCACUACGUAGCCAAUGAACAGGAGCAUUUCAGACAGGCAUGGGAAUGGGGCAUCCCCAACGCCAUCUCGAGCAACAUCGACGACCGCACGCUGCACGAAAUCUACGUUUGGCCGUUCGCUGAUUCCGUCAGAGCAGGCGUGACUUCAGUCAUGUGCUCGUACAAUCAGGUCAAUUCCAGCUAUGCUUGCCAGAACAGCAAGUUACUCAACGGCAUCCUAAAGGACGAGCUUGGCUUUCAGGGAUUCGUUCAAAGCGACUGGCUGGCGCAACGAGCUGGCGUGGCUUCUGCUGAGGCCGGGUUGGAUAUGACAAUGCCUGGAGAUGGUCUUCGUUGGGCAAAGGGAGACAGUCUCUGGGGAGCAGAGCUGACAAGAUCCGUCUUGAAUGGCAGCGUGCUAGUGGAGCGACUUGACGAUAUGGUGACCCGCAUUGUGGCUUCCUGGUACCAAGUUGGGCAGGACAAAUGGGAAAACGAAGGUCCGAACUUUUCCUCCUGGACGAACGACAGGAUCGGCAAAUUGCACGAAGGAAGCCCGUCGGAUGAAACCACGGGUGUCGUCAAUCAGCAUAUCAAUGUGCAAGGGGAGGGAAAAGAUUUCCAUGGAAAUCUCGUCCGCCAAAUCGCUGCUGAAGGCACGGUCAUGGUCAAGAACGAGGGCGACCUUCUGCCACUGAGUCGAAAAGGCCGGAAAGACGGACAAGCAGUUGCGGGACAGACAAAGUAUCGUGUUGGCGUUUUUGGUGAAGACGCACGUCUUCCUCGUGACGGCAUUAACAAAUGUCCCGAUCAGAGCUGUAACGAGGGGACGUUGGCGUCCGGUUGGGGGUCUGGAGCGGUCGACUACCCGUAUCUCAUCGAGCCAAUGUCCGCAAUUCGGAGCGCUUUCGACAACGGCAGUGUGUUUGUCACCGACUGGCUUGAGAACAAACUUCCCAAACAGAAAGAGAUCGUUCAAGAUCAGGACCUUUGCAUUGUUUUUGUCAAUUCGGACGCCGGAGAAGGAUAUCUAAAGUGGGAGGAUGUACGCGGCGAUAGGAACGACCUCGAGCUACAAAAGGGAGGCAACGAGCUCAUCAAGGAUGUCGCGGCAGGCUGCGGAAAAGGCAAUGGCGACGUCGUUGUCGUGGUUCACACUGUGGGCCCCGUAAUCCUGGAGAAGUUUAUUGAAACACCUAACGUCAAAGCCGUAUUGAUCGCUAACCUCCCCGGACAAGAAUCUGGCAACGCGAUCGUCGACGUUCUCUUUGGUGACGUCAACCCCUCUGGUCGCCUGCCAUUCACAAUCGCGAAGAAGGAGGCUGACUACGGCCCGGGAAGCAAGGUCAAGUAUUUCCCCACGCCUGGCGAUGGUCUGGCUCCGCAGCAAAACUUUUCCGAAGGUCUCUACGUCGACUAUCGCUACUUUGACAAGCAAAGCAUUGCUCCGAGAUAUGAGUUUGGCUACGGGCUUUCAUACAGCAAAUUUGAGCUCUCUUCGCUCGAUGUCCGCUCCAAAACCAAAAAGACUCCACUCCCCGCGUCCCGCCCGUCAGGUCUAGCACCUCCAACUUACUCAACGGAGAUCCCCGACGCCAAGUCAGCUCUCUUUCCGGAGGGGUUCCACAAAGUCGAGAAGUACAUCUACCCAUGGCUCGAUUCCACGUCAGGCGUCAACCCUCCUAAGACACCAGCUUCACAACCCCAAUCGCCCCUUAGCGACGCAGGCGGCGGUCCCGGGGGCAACCCAGAUCUCUAUACGCCUGUCGUCACUGUGGGUGUCUCGAUCAGCAACAUGGGUCCUGUGGAUGGGUCUUCAGUUGUACAAGUGUACAUUACCUUCCCCCAAAACUACACGGAUCCAGAGACGGGUGAGCCCGUCGACUUCCCUGUUCGUGUACUCAGGGGCUUCGAGAAAGUAUUCGUCGCAGCGCAGAAGCAGAAAGACGGCAAAGGGGGUGAGGGCAAGGAUAUUGAGUUCGAGUUGACAAGGAAGGAUCUGAGCUAUUGGGACGUUAGACGGCAGAACUGGGUCAUGCCUACGACGGGUGAGUUUGGAAUCGAGGUUGGGUUUUCGUCGAGGGACUUGAGGUUGAAGGGGACGUGGUAGGCGGGGAUGACGAUGCGGUGAAGGCGUUUGGGCGAGGCUUAUGGAUUUGGGGGAUACCUUGAUUACUGCACGGCGUUGUGUGUUGAAUAUUUGUAGCGACUAGGCGUACUCUAUGAAGUGAACUUUCUAGCCUGAGGCAUCAGCCAAUGGCUGUCUUCCUGUAUGUAUUGCCACCCGUUCUAUCUGGCCGUU